This is a messenger RNA of Solanum dulcamara, 1148 nucleotides long. RefSeq lists its product as uncharacterized. The transcript has 3 exons. The record is from RefSeq and is a predicted model, not a curated record. Gene Ontology annotation, molecular function: protein dimerization activity. NCBI's taxonomy places the organism in Eukaryota, Viridiplantae, Streptophyta, Magnoliopsida, Solanales, Solanaceae. Bases 223 to 843 code for a protein of 206 amino acids.
AUAUAUGAAUGUUUUCAAAAUCAUUGAUGCAAGGUGGACGGAUCAACUUCAUCAACCUUUACAUGCAUCAGGACAUAUUUUGAACCCGGGGCUCUAUUAUAAAAGUAAUGAGAUGAAGACUUUAACUGAAAAAGUGUGGUUGGGAUAUCAUGCAUGUGUUGAGAGGAUGAUCCUAGAUAAAAAACUUUGCAAGACAAAAUAGGGGAUGAGCUUGGUGUGUACAUGAAAGCUGAUGGGCUACUUGGAAUUGAGUCGACCAUUAGAGCUAGAACCUUAAGGUCACCAGUUGAAUGGUGGAUGCAAUAUGGUCAUAAUGUCCCAAACUUGCAACAAUUUGCUAUUAGAGUGCAAAGUUUAACUUGUAGCUCAUCCGGUUGCGAGAGAAAUUGGAGCGUGUAUGAACAUAUUCAUACUAAAAAGAGAAACAGGCUUGAGUUAAAACGCCUGAAUGAUCUAGUGUUCAUCAAAUAUAAUAGAACAUUGGUGCGUCGCUACAAUGCUCGCAAUACCAUUGAUCCAAUUUUGUUGGAUAAUAUUGAUGAUGCAAAUGAAUGGUUAACUGGAGCACCCCAAAAUCAUGAAGAUGAAGAAGUAUAUGAAGGAGAAGGUCUCACUUAUGGUGAUGUUGCUACGGCUAGUGGUGUGGAGGAGAAUAUUUAUGGUUUUAGGGCGAGUACUUUAAGGGGCAAGGAAAAAAGAGUAGCUACAGGUUCAAGUUCAUGUUCAAAUAGAAGUAGAACUCUUGUUGAUGAGUCCUCCGAUGAGGAAGAAGAUGAGGACCAAGUAGAAGUAGAACCCUUGUUGAUGGCACUUCAAGAGUUUGAGGAUCUUGUUGAAGAAUAGGAUUUUUCUCUCUUUGUGAUUUGGUUAUGCAUUUGCUUUAUAUGUUGUUACUUAUGAGGAUUAUUGACUAUCUAGUUACUUUUUAAUCUAAUUCUUUUGAGUUCUUGAUUAUUUAUCUAUGCAUAUUUUAUAUUUUAUAUUUUUAUACUAAAUAACGUUUUUUCUGAAAAAAGCAUGCGCUUCGCUUCACGCUUUUCGCUUCUGUGAAGCGAGCCCCCGUCGUUUUUUUCCGCUUCUCGCUUCUCAAAACACUGGUAUCCGUCUUUGGGGGGCAGACUUACUCUCAUAAACUCUACUCUUGAUGC